CCAAACGACUCUACAUUAGCUCAUACAUGCUACCACUGGCUACGAUAUGCUUCUGUUGGAGAACAGAAAUGAGCAGCAAUGCAACUUGUCUGCUUCUUGGAGCGACUGGUGUCGGAAAAACGUUACUAAUGAAACGUCUACAAAAGCUCAGUUUUCACGGACCAGGUGAACUGGGGGGACCUCCUUCUACUCUUCCUACAGUAGGAACCAACCUCACAGACCUGACACUGAAGAGGAAGAAGCUGACAUUAAGAGAGCUGGGAGGCUGCAUGGGCCCUAUAUGGCCGAGUUACUUCAAAGACUGCUCCUCGGUCAUUUUCAUGGUAGACUCAAGCAACACUGCUCAGGUAUCCUCCUCCUGUAUCCAGCUGCUGUCAGUGCUCUCUGCUGAACCUCUGCGUAGUGUCUCGGUGCUUAUUCUCUUCAACAAGAGGGACAUGCCUUGCACUAUGAGUCUUACAGAGAUGAAGUCACUGUUCAGAAUGGAUGACAUCAUUGCAUCGGCUACUCAGCCAAUCACAACACUGGAAGUCAGUGCCCACUCUGGACAGGGACUUCAGGAGGUGCUGAGCUGGCUGGAGUCCAUCGCAAUCAAGUGAACUAUAAUACAUGUGUUCCUUAUAAAGUGAUGCUCCUCUCACAGAAGUUUAAAUAAUGACUUAAAGCCUUUUGGCAUGAGAUGUCAGUAUUUCCAGCAGAGACUGUUCAGAGGAUUUAGGGGGUCGCCCUGGUAGCUUACCUGGUAGAGCGUCAAACAUGUAUCAAGGAGGAGACCUUACCACAGCAGCUCAGGUUCCAUUGCAGCCCGUGCCCUUUGCUGCUUGUCAUCACUUCUCUCUCUCCCCUACCUUUCCUUUCGGUCUCCAGCUGUCCAUACAUAAGUAUUAAAUGCCAAGCAUAAAAGCAAAAAAAGUCAUGACAAGAAAAACAGGUAAAGGUCUAGUGUGUAACAUUUAGGAGGAUCUGUUGGAAUAUAAUAUUCAUAGGUAUGUUUUCGUUAGUGUAGAAUCACCUGAAAAUAAUAAUUGUUGUGAGUUUGUUAUGUUAGAAUGAUGAUUUUGGCGAGUAUCUGUACUUUCUCCUAUAUGCUUUGAAGGCAAGCGACAUUCAGUUGGUUGCAAUCUGCAACGUCACUGCUUUAUAGCACUAAAUCCUACAGACUGGACCUUGUUUAUAAGUGUGAAUGGAGAAGGGAAUGUAUUAGUGAUAUCAUGGCAGGAUGAUUGUAUGGUUGACCAUUUAUUAAAUCAACAUUAUAAAGUGA
Dicentrarchus labrax (European seabass) is the source of this 1264-nucleotide messenger RNA. RefSeq names its product ADP-ribosylation factor-like 16 (gene arl16). Lineage: Eukaryota; Metazoa; Chordata; Actinopteri; Moronidae. The transcript is spliced from 5 exons. The record is from RefSeq and is a predicted model, not a curated record. The coding region runs from base 27 to 599 and encodes 190 amino acids. Gene Ontology annotation, molecular function: GTPase activity; GTP binding.